AUGUGGGUCUUGGGUCUGCUGGCGCCGGUGAGUCGCUGGGCGGGGUGUGGCGGCGUCUUUCAUCUGGCCAGGACGCCCGCGCCGCUCCCGCCGCCCAUGCCAUUUCCAUCCCACGAGAUCUGUCCCGCCGCGCCGACCGCCCAACGCCGUGGCUGGUACUGCUUCGACCGCGCCAGCUGCGAGCACAGGUGGCACCAGCUGCGGCCUCUCAUGACCUCUCAGAGAUGGCCGGAAACGCGGCAGGUGGGGGGCAUUCUCUCCCCCGACCCCGAGGAAAACCCCCACUGGUGGACAGCCAAUCACGUCUUCGUGCCUUACUGCUCGUCUGACUCGUGGGCGGGGACGAGACGGGCGGCCGACGGCUCCGGGGAAUUUUCGUUCAUGGGCAGCGUGAUCGUCGAGAAGGUGAUCGAACAGCUGCUCGCGCUCAACCUCACGCACGGCCAUAAGCUCAUCUUGGCGGGGAGCAGCGCGGGCGGCGUGGGCGCGCUGGUGAACGUGGACCGCGUGGCGGCGCAGCUGGCGCGGCAGGGCAUCCGGGCGGAGGUGCGCGCCGUGGCCGACUCGGGCUGGUUCCUCGACAACGAGCCUUUCGCGCCCCUCAAGUGCGUCGACGCCCACAGCUGCCCGCCCGUCGAAGCCAUCCGCCGCGGCCAGGAGCUGUGGCGCGGACGCAUCCCCGACGCAUGCGCGGAGCAGUACCCGCGCCACCCGUGGUACUGCUACUUCGGGUACCGCCUCUACGAGACCAUGAAGGCUCCUCUGUUCAUCUUCCAAUGGGUGUUCGACGAGGCGCAGAUGACAGCCGAUAACGUGGGGAAACCUAUAUCGAAGGAACAGUGGGAUUACAUACACAGCAUCGGCGAGAGACUCAGGAAAACGUUCGAGAAUGUCACAGCCCUGUUUGCGCCGUCCUGCAUCUCGCACACCGUCCUCACCAAACGCGACUGGUCCAGCGUCAAGAUCGGAGAGGUGUCGCUCCCGCAGGCCCUUUACUGCUGGGACAUCACUCCUGCCGCGGCCCUCCACGCCAAGUCCUCCUCGGGGCGUCACCACGUCAGAAUCCAGCUGGAGGAGCACCAUCACGAUCCGGCCCACCACUUCGGCCACGACCGCCACGACAGCCAUCACGACCCUUCGUCCGGCGAGAGGGAGAGGGACGGCAGAAGGAAGAGCAUCCGCAGGAGAAACAACAGCGAACGGGACAGGGAAGACGGCCGGAGGCGCAGGGGGAGGGGAAAGAAGUCCCGGAGGAAAACCCAGGAGGAGAGCGGGCAAAGCGAGGAGGACCUAACCAACACGAGAGCCGGCGGGGAGCAGGACAGCCACAGCUCCAGCAAGAAGUCCCACAGGAAGACGAGCCGCAGACAGUCCCAGGGGGCGGGGAGGCCGGGCGUCCUCAACAGGGAGAUGCUGGCGGACUCCCCCAGGGACAGCUCCAAGGGCCCGGACAAGCACGCCGCUCCCCCGUACCUCGUGGAGUCCAACGCCAUCGACACGACGCAGGAAAGCACGAAACUCAAGCAGCAGCAGGAAGAGGCCGAGAAGCGGGAAGACGACAAGAAGGAACUCACCAGGAAGGAAAGGAGGAGGAGAAGACGGAAGAAGAAAAACCGAAACAAGGGCAGGAAGAAGAGAAAAAGGAAUAAAAAGAGGGGGAAGAAGAGGAACAGGAGACAGAGAAAUAAGGACAAAACAAGGAAGAAGAAAAGAAAAUCCAAAGUUUCAUCUGAAGCAGAGACGGUGCUAGGAGACGCGGUUAGACAGGCUCGUUCCAUUGCUCUCCUCCAUUCCAAACAGACCUCUCUCCACCACUCUCCACCUUCCUCCACCACAGAAUCUCCACCAUCACACCACCACCACACGAUGUCGCCGCUCUCACUAACAAUUGACAAUCCGUCUUCAUUUUCAUCAUCCUCUUCUUCACCAUCAUCUUCAUCCUCUUCAUCUUCAUCGUCCACCACCUUCUCUGACUCACCGCCAUCCCCCGCGACUCACACAGCUCCGAGUCGCGAGUCGGGUGAGGAUUUGCACGAGGAAAUGUGUCCUGCUAACACGUUGCACUUGACCGACCGCUGCGCCUGGCCCCAGUGCAACUACGCAUGCCCGAUCCUCCUCAACCCGUUCACAGGCGAAGAAAUGAACUUCAUUGAACUCCUCAAGAGCUUCGGGCUGGAUAUGGCCAGUGUUGCUAAUGCUCUGGGAAUCGACAUCCACACUUUGAACUCGAUGGCCAAUGAUGAACUUUUGCACAUUCUUACACAGUGAUUUGUACCCUUCCUGUGUGUGUAUUUAUUAUCACAUUGUAAAUUGAUGGAGGAAGGUAUACACAUAUCCCGUGCGAGUGUGUGUGUAUGUGUGUGUGUGUACUUUCCCUCCUUACAAUGGGCAGGUUGAUGUGUUGUGAAGUUCGUAAUUAAUGUGCUGGAUGGUCUUCUGUAAGUAACGUACAACGGAGUUAUACUAGUCCUGUAGGAAAAAAGAGAGAGAAAUAUUGACGAAUAGGAUGACAAAGAGAGAAAACGAGAGAGGAAAUGAGGAGAAGAAAUGUACAAUCUUUCAAAGGAUGUAUUUUUUUAUCUCAUUGGUUUACAUGACCUCUCCUGUAGUUGGAGAUAUUUAGAUGUUUACAAGCUUGAAAAGGGUAUAUUCUGUAUGCCAAAUCAGUGUCGUAAAAACACCUGAAAUUAAUGUAGCCAGGGGUUGGUAGAGAAAGCAGUUUGUGAGAGUUUACUCGAGACUGAAGCAUUUUUUCUGUUCCAAAGUGUGUUGAAUUAAGUAUAGUGUGUAGUUUACGAUGCAUUUAGAUGAGAAUUAUUUUUUAGGCCUAAUCCACUGGUGCAUUUUAUAUAAAGAUCAUACAAUUUAAAUCUGUUUUGUCCCUUUGUGCCAAGGACAAUGUUAUUAUAUUAGUGUUUUUUUUUUCUUCUAAGUUAACGGAUGAGCUUUAUAUUUAUAUAUAUAUAACUGUAGAGAUUUUCUUUUUAAAUUGUGAUAUGCUUAACGCUUUUACACAUAGUACAUUCUCCAUCAUUUACACCCAAUAGCAUAGCUUGUACAUACCCAUCGAGACACAGAAUGGAAUGUGUAUGGAUGAAAGGGUUAAGACAUAUCAACAGACAACCAUAGCUAAGUACAAGUAGUGUGAUGGAGCUUCUGUUCUUCACGAAUUUCUUUAAAAAAUCAAAACUUCGACAACAGGGAAUCAGGGAGGGGGAAUAGGAGGGAAGGAGCUGUGGGGAAUAAUGAAACAAAUUAAUGGAUAAUGUAUGUUUUUUGUCCUUUUUUUUGUUGUUGUCGGGAGGGGAGGGUAAACAAAGACUCAUUUUUGAUGGAGAUUUUUUUGUGUCAGGAAGUUUGUGUUACCUCCCUGCAGUGUCACAGUGACUGCAGUGGAAUGGCAGAGAGAGCAGUGAAGUGGAUCUCUCGUGACUUCUGAUGUGGCAGUGUCUACGGUCAUUAACCAAAUAAUUACCAUGAGGUUUAUUUAGGUCAUCCUAGAUCCGUUAGGGGUUAUAGAGACAUUAAAAAUAUAAGUGCUUUAUAGAGAUUAACUCUAUGUGUGUAUAGGUAAUAGAUACACCAGCUGGUAACCGGUUCAGUGUUCGAAGGUAUCUUUGUAUCAUCUGUUAGUACCAUCAGUUAUCUGGUAUCACGGUUGAAUUAGGAAUAGUUCCAGUUAAAGAAAGAAAAUAAUUGUUCUGUGUCUUUUAUGAUUUUGUUGUAAUGACUCUGCUAAGCUGAAAAACACAAGCAUUCCAUUGUCAUCUCUACUUUGGGGGAAUGAGGAUUGUUUAUUGUGGUAUAUAUUUUAUGAUUGUGUAAAUACUAGUAAAUAUUGUACAUUUUAUCUAGUAGUAGAAAGUAGAAUAUGCAGAGUAUGUGUUAGACCAUUUUUUCCGGGUGUACAUAAGUGUUUGGUUUGUAAAAUCCAAAAUGUACAUGGUAAUCUACAUUAAUAUAUCCUCAUGGACAUACCUCAGUAUUUAAAAGGAAAUUACACUGUUUGUGGACAUGCCAUAGGACUGACUUAAACUUGAGACAGAAUACUAAUGGAGGUAAUAAUGAAGUACACUACAUAUGUGUAUUUUCCUUUUUACUUUCGUGUGUUUUAGUGUUACACUUACAGUCUUAGAGUACUUACUGAUUUGGAAAACUCAGGUAGCUAUUCAGAAAUCAUAAUUUAACUCAAGGGUAAUCUUUUCUUUGUUGUCAUUAACUACCUUAUCAGGGAAAAAAGCUAUAGAGUUACCUCAAGUAGAUUUGCUGAUCAGGUGUGUGUAUAAAGAGAAUUAUGCACGGAUAAGAAGAGUUCAAACCUCUUACGUAUCUCAAGCAUUUCGGUGGAGAGUAAUAAUGAUUUAUAGAUUAUAAUUUAGACUUUCAAAAAAAAAACAGAAAUCGUAUGUGUGUGUAUAUAUACUCUGCAACAUUACCUCAUAUGUUAACUCGUUUUUUUAUAGAGAGAAAAUAUAGGAGUCUUUACAGUUUGUAGCUGAUGUUCACAUUAUGUUAUUAUUAUUUUUCCAUUAGUUAUUUUGUAUAUUAAUGUGUUGCAUCCAGAUGUACUUGAAGUCACGUGGAACUUCUGAGAUUUUGUUGUAUUUUGAUAUAGAAAUAUUCUUUGAUGAUUAGAUGUAUUUCUGAGGUACAGAUUUUUCGUUUUCUUUUACUGGGAAAGUAAUAUGAGAACUAUAUAUAUAUAUAUAAUAUUACAUAAACAAUUGCUUGUCUGCUUAGAUUUUACUUCCAAAAAUAAUCUGCAUUUAUUCUGAUGAUCACAUUUCCGAAAAUCUGUGUCUGAAGAGGUUGUUUGAGGAAUCGAAUAUUCACACAUUUUGGUCACUUGUGUAUGACUUUUAAAUCGCUUUCAAAGUACUUAGGAGCGUUAUUCCAAAAACUCUGGUUAAGUGCUCAGUUUAUAUUUUUUUUUAGAAAAAGAAAAAUAGAUGGGUGUGACUUUUUUUUCCUUAUGUAUAGACCAUUUCAUAGUUUCAUAUCAUUUUAUAGUAUCUUUUGUGUGUUUAUGUAAAGUUACUUUUGCUCGAAAUGUGUUUCAGUGAAUUUGACUUGUAUUGUGAAUAUUUUCCUUUUUUUUUGUAAUAGAAUAAAAUUAAAAAAUAGUUUUGUAUCUCUUUUGUAUUUUUCUGCGUUGUUGAGAUUCCAGUUAUGAAAUAUAUAUUUUUAUAUUUGAUUAUUGCUGAUAAAAUUAUACUUUUUUCCAGUGAAUCUUUGUCAUAGAUAUCAUAUUAUUAGUGAUCUUUCGAAAAUCAAAGCUUAUGAUUUUUUUGUGAAUAGAUCUUCUUUUUCAAGAUACCAUUUACUUACAGAGUUUCGUUUGUAGUGUAUUUGUAGACAUUUUUUUUUCUUCUUUUUUUUACCAAAUCUACCUCAGUUUUAUGUGAAAAUAGAGUGUGUAACAGUAGACGUGGCACAAAUAAAUCUUUUUUUUUCUUUAA
Molecule: messenger RNA, 5459 nt
Organism: Penaeus indicus
Lineage: Eukaryota; Metazoa; Arthropoda; Malacostraca; Decapoda; Penaeidae
Gene: Notum
Product: palmitoleoyl-protein carboxylesterase NOTUM-like
Exons: 8
Coding region: 1-2268 (755 amino acids)
Molecular function (GO): hydrolase activity
Source: RefSeq, a predicted model, not a curated record